This is a messenger RNA of Acanthoscelides obtectus, 890 nucleotides long. The record is from the annotation of a GenBank genome assembly. NCBI's taxonomy places the organism in Eukaryota, Metazoa, Arthropoda, Insecta, Coleoptera, Chrysomelidae.
GCUGUGUCAGCCGCAGUUAGUAAUUGAACGUUUUAUUACAGUAGAAUUACAAUAGAAGUGGUGGUUAUAUGUACGAUUUUUUUUUGACAAAGUAUUAAAAUUGCGUGAGAGUUAAAAUGCCUACCGAAUAUAAACGCAAAGGUAGUGUUUGUCGAGGGGAAUGGUCAGAACAAGAUUUACAACAAGCUAUAGAGUCUGUACAAGAAGGUAGAGUAGGUGUUCGAGAAGCCGUUCGUUCCUUUGGUGUGCCAUACACAACACUUCGACGACGCUUGAGAAGUGGCAAUCAUAGAAAGCUUCCGUUGGGACCAUUAUCUACUUUAGGACAAGAAAACGAAGUUAAAUUGGUCAAUCAUAUUAAAAAACUUCAAAAGUUUGGAUUUUCGCCAUCACGAACAACUGUACGCUCUAUGGCAUUUGAAUUAGCCCAGAAAUUAAAUCUCCCACAUAAAUUCAAUAUUGAAAGACGUAUGGCAGGAUAUCCAUGGCUCGAGUCAUUUUUAAGGCGCAAUAAGGAUCUAGCAGUGAGAAAAUCCGAAGCAAGAAUCUACAAUGUAGAUGAGACAGGUCUACAAAUUAACAACAAACCAGGCUUUGUUAUUGCUCAGAGAGGUUCAAAAAACGUAUCGGCAGUGACAUCAGCAGAAAAAGGCGAAACAAUCUCCGUAAUAACAUCUUGCAAUGCGGAGGGGUCAUUUAUACCACCAACGUGCAUCUUUAAGGGUAAGAAUCAGAAACCAGAGUUUGCCGAUGGUAUGCCACCAGGCUCCUUAGUAUUCAUGUCUGAGAAAUCAGCUUAUCUUGAAGGUGUUCUGGAACUAAUAAUCCUACAAACUAAGAAACUAAUGCAAGUUGUACAACCAGUGACUGUACAUUUAAUGAGAUUGUAA